CGCAGGACUGUCGCCCCAUCACGGAGGUAUUCACCUUGAAAGUUACCGUUAAAUUUCUGGUCGACCACUUGACUCCAACAGAGGGCAGAUCCUUCCACUCCUGCAGAGACUGGCUGAAGUCCACACUGCUCAUUGGUAUCUUCACAGCUCCAAUCGCGUCAUGUUUUGAGAAACGGUCAAAGUCAUACACAGUCAUCACCAAUGUCUUCCCACCCAGCUCAGUGAUAUGCAACCCGCUGUCUCUGCCAAACCUGCUGACGUGGAGGGGAGAGGGAAGGAGGAGAGGAAGGGGAGUAGAAUUGAAGCGUCACGCGUGGACCUCUGCUGUUCCACAGAAAGCUGCCAGAGAAAAGACAAGCUACCACUGACACAGCUUUAGAAACAAACAGAAGAAUUCAAGGUAAUUUCAAAGAGGGGCGGAGGAGGAGGAGAAAAGAUGACAGGACCAGAGAGGACAGGCUGAGAAAAAUAGUGAGGUCUCAUGGGAGUGCCGGUCCUUAUUUUUGACACCCCACCUCUUGUGACCUCUGUCCCAUCCCUACAGGUCACCCUCACCAGGCCACUGAUGAAUAUUCAUUAGUGUAGUGACAUGGCUUUUUAAAGGCUAGUUAGCAUACUGAGAGUUCAGCAAUAGAGGACAUUUACAUUCAGAGUGGACAGCUCUGUGUGUGUGUGUGUGUGUGUGUGUGUUGGUGUGCGUGCAUCUGUACAUCUGGCAGUAGCUGCAGAACUGUCUCAUAUUGUCUAUCUAUAGAUGAUGUUGCCUGAUUUAGAAACUUGUGGAUGUGGUUUCUGCAGCGACACAGAGAUCAAGUUCCAGCCCCGCCCAGUUCACCUUGAGGUACCAGAGAUGAACAGAGAUACUGUACAGAAGGAGGAAUGAGACAGAUGGAAAAGGGGGGGGGGAUGGGCAGGGUGGCAAUAGUCAUGUAUGAUCUAAAUUAUGCAUCAAGUGCAGAAGAAGCCUCGUCUCUAGGAUACAGAGGGAAGCGUUCCUGUUGGACUGACGCUGAAAGUGCAGUGAGACAGGAGGCAAGGGUAUGAGGAUGCCACCAGUUGAGCAUCUUCACCUGGAACAUGUCCUGCAGACUGUGUGUGCACUGGAGGCAGUCGUCCUCCGCUGUUUUGGCCCUGAAGGAGGACAGGUGCUGUUCACCCGAGACACGGGACAGGUGAUGUUGAGUUGCAGUGGGACGCGCAUUCUCACGGCACUAAAACUGGAGCAGCCACUGGCCAGGAUGGUGGUGGAGUGUGUCUGGAAACACAGCACAAAAACAGGGGAUGGAUCCAAGACCUUUAUCAUUCUGCUGGCAUCAUUACUACGGAUGAUUCAUACAAUAGCCUGCAAGGAGCCUAAUGUGUCUCACACCUAUAACUCCAGGGAAGCGGCAGAGGCUGCCACUGCCAGGCGCUUGGCUCGCGAACUCCUUGCAUUUGCAUCGGAGGAGCUGGAUGAUCUCAUCGCUGUUGGAGUGGCCCCUCAUGGAUGCUGUCUUCCGUGGGAGGAUUUCACAGCAAAAAUACAAUCACCAGCUCACACAAACACUUCCUAUCUUAAAAAGCUGGUGGCGUCUUUCUUUCUUACUCGUCUGGGUCACAUCCACUGUGACUUCAUUGCUGACCUCAUCUGUGAACUGCUCACUGAUUGGAAGUUUAAAAAUGAUCCACCUUCCUCAUCACUUCAGUUUAUAAAUGACAACUUCCUUGCAUUGCAUACACCUGUAUCAGGCUUUCCUGUCAGUUGUUCACGUUUGCUUGAGGGGCAAGUCAUCCACAGGGACUUUACUACGCCCUGCCCUCAGACUGACCACCAGCCAGUUAAAGCUGUAGUUUUUACUGGGUACCUGCAGCCACAAUUGCUCAAUGCAGGAGACGUGUUGGAACUGAUGGAGGAGAACACAAGGAAGGAGAGAAGUAUUGUGCAGUUUAGCGCCUGGGCAGAAAGGUCACUAGAGUGUGUUAUUGCAAAGCUGCAGAAUUUGGGUGUCUCUGUGCUCCUGUCUGCGGUGAAACAGUCGGACGCUGUCCUGGCUUUAGCCACACAGGCAGAGAUGUGUGUUGUGGAGUGUGUCAGUGAGGAUGAACUUUCUCUCUUUGCCCACCUUAGCGGGGCCACACCUAUCUCAGACUGCUGGAUGAUUCAACCAGAGCAUGUUGCUACUCUGACCUUUUGUCGACCAAUACUGCUGGGAGCACAUAGAUAUGUUCAUAUGGGUUUCCAUGAUUCAGAGGAAAGUGUCGUGGUUAGACCCUGUAGUAUUGUCAUUUGUGGCCCAGGGGAAGGCCAAACAGACCAGUAUGCACGUGCAUUUCAGGAUGCCAUCCGCAUGCUACUUACAACUUGGGAGCCCAUGCAUAUGACUGCAACUACAGCAUCAAAGAGAACAUUGUUGUCACACAAAAUCACAUCUGUACAUAUGGACAAUCAGAAUGACAGAACCAGGUCCGCAUCCUCCAAUGCACCUCCCUUUCAGAAGUGUGUGUUGGAGCCAGGCUGUGUCAUACAUGCUGGUGGGACAUUUGAGUUUCUCUUACACCAAGCCCUCCUUCAACAUGGUCACAAUCGCUCGGUUUCUGAUCACACAGAUGUAGGUGUCCUUGCUGUUUCCCAGCUCAUGGCAAAUGCUCUAUUGAGCGUGCCCCGACAGAUUUACUCCCACAGUCCGAGACGUUUCCUGCAGACUCAAACCAAGGUCUUGUGUUCUAUUCAAAAUCAUUCCCACCCUUUCAGCGUCAUUUACAAACAAGAGCAUAACACAAGCCCCACACAGGGUUCUAGUGAAAGUGAAUGUCCUCUAGAGGCCGGUAAACUAAGUAUGUAUUGUUAUAGGAAGGCUGACGUGAAAUCAAAAGUUUUUAUGUUGGACUCAGGCCUUGAAUCUGUCUCCUGUAAAUACCAGCUGGUUCUGGCCGUGCUGCAGUGUGUCACAAAUCUUCUCCGAGUGGACACUAUGCUGCGUACACAAACUCACUCAUACACAAAGUCAGGCAGACUGGCAAGAAACAUUUCCUGGGAGGACACAGAGGACGAAGCUGAGGAUUGAGAUUGUUGUGGCCCACGAUGAAAGCCAUAUAUGCGUUUUCUCUCAACACUUACUCAGGUAUUAUUCAAAAGUUUGAGAAAAUGCUUUAAUGCACUUUAAGGCAGAUUGCUACAGCAAUGUUUAUAUGGCCACAAUAUUUUUUACCUCACUGCAAUGUAUUUAUAAUGAGUUUAUUUAUAAUGCAAAUCUUCUACAGAGAUAGUAAAUCACAUUUCAGGGUUGUACUGUUGUGUGGUUCAGUUUAUAUGUUAGUAGAAUUUUAAGGCGGCUCUGUACCAUAGUGUCCUGAGUCAAGGCCAGGUUAGGCAAUAAUAAAAAAAAAAAAGAAAACACCAAAUGACUUAUUGUUAUUUUCUGUAUUGUACAGAAUGUUCAGUUAUCAUCAAAUAAUUUGGAAUGUUUUCUACUGGGUGUUAAUGUGUUAAGUUGUGUGAGUGUUUAUGUUGGCCUGUCUCUUAAGUUCUCAUCAUAGUUCCUUUUUUUCACAACAUUUCUCUUCCUUAUCUCAUUUUUCCUGCCCUCUUCCCUUGGCUAGUGCACAUUCUGUUACAUAAAAGGUUUAAACAGACAACCACAUAGUUUCACAAAUAUACACACUCAUUUUUUUUUUAAUAAUCAGUGUUAUUUCCACAGUAGGGGUGUAGAGUCUGAGAGGGCAACACCCAACUGUCAACAACCAAAUCAGAAUGUACUUCCUUGUGCUGUAAUCAGAGGAACACUAACUCCAUUUUAACUUCUUAUUUUGGAGAAAUAGAGUCCCUAGAUAGUAACUGGACUCACUAUCGUAUAUCAAUGUGUACUGUUUAAUGUCAUCACUGUGUGCGUCAAGUUUCUAAUGAAAUUCUCCAUAAACGAAUUGUGAUAGGAUGACUCAUGUAAACAAAGACAGUUCUUGGCUGUGUUUAUCGCUAGAUCAAACAAUACAUGAGUCACAUUUGACGGUAAAUAUCAAAGACGGGAAGGUGGAAUGUGUUUUUUCCCCCACUGCACACAUGUUAAAAGAACCUGAAUGUUUUUUUCACUCUUAUCAAAGCACGCACACCCAUCUAACCCCUUCUUGCCCCCGAUAUCCUUCACAGCUAAAUCAAACACACCAUUGUUUCUUUGGGCCCACACAAGCAGAGUUAAUUUAAUGUGGAAGAUUUCACUAUCGAGUUAAU
This is a messenger RNA of Thunnus maccoyii (southern bluefin tuna), 4204 nucleotides long. It is a transcript of the gene bbs10, whose product is annotated as Bardet-Biedl syndrome 10. The record is from RefSeq and is a predicted model, not a curated record. Gene Ontology annotation, biological process: chaperone-mediated protein complex assembly. NCBI's taxonomy places the organism in Eukaryota, Metazoa, Chordata, Actinopteri, Scombriformes, Scombridae. The coding region runs from base 1041 to 3044 and encodes 667 amino acids. Gene Ontology annotation, molecular function: ATP binding; ATP-dependent protein folding chaperone. The transcript has 11 exons.